GUGGCGCAUGCGCUAGAGAGCGGAAGCGCAGUCUCGGCCCAUGCGCAGCCUGGGACCUCCCAGCAGCCUCUAAGAGCAAGAUGGCGCCGCGGGAAUCUUUUUACCAGGCAGUCUGAGCGAACGCCAGGUGACUGUGUCCGCCGCUGCGUUCCAGCUCCGCGAGAAAGCAGAGGCUGAGCCCCGAAGGAUGGCCACUGUGGUGGCCAAGCGGGAAGGGCCGCCGUUCAUCAGCGAGGCAGCUGUGCGGGGUAACGCCGCGGUCCUGGAUUACUGCCGGACCUCUGUGUCAGCGUUGUCGGGGGCCACGGCCGGUAUCCUCGGCCUCACCGGCCUCUACGGCUUCAUCUUUUACCUGCUUGCCUCCAUCCUGCUCUCCCUGCUCUUAAUUCUCAAGGCGGGAAGGAGGUGGAACAAAUAUUUUAAAUCACGAAGACCUCUCUUUACAGGAGGUCUCAUCGGAGGCCUCUUCACCUACGUCCUGUUCUGGACAUUCCUCUAUGGCAUGGUGCACGUCUACUGAAAUGGGGACAGGGAUGACUUUUUUAAAAAAACAGAUUGGGAAGACUUGCCAGAAAUUAACAACGUGUAGACUUACUUAGUUUUUAAAUUGUUGAAUUCGCUGCUUGUUCUGUAACGUUAUCAAUAACUUAUAUACGAAGACGAAGAGCCUGUAAUUUUCUUCAGAUUAAAUGAAGCGUGAGACAAUUUAUAGAGUUUUUUCCUACCUUAACGCAUACUCCCUGUCUGUCGUGGGUGCAGAAUCGCCAAGUUUUGACUGCCGAAGAGCUGGGACUGAGCCUUACUUAGCUUUCUGCAAUUUCCUUGCAUAUUUACACUAGGACCUAAAUAAGGAGAGAAUUUAUGGUUAACAGCCUAAGAAUUAAUAACAGUUAAUAUUAAGUAAGCCCUAUAUGCCAGGCAUUGUGCCUUGACCUUUUACACCCAUUAUCAUUUAAUUCUAGCAAUAUUCUUCUGGAGUAGAUGUGAUUAUUGUCCCCUAUUGAUGAACCUAAGGCUGCAGAAGAGGCACAGCUUGGAAAAGGCAGAGCCAGGAUUCAAAUGCAGGUCUCUUUAAUUGCUCUUGCUUUAUUAGCUGAGUGUACUUAUUCAGAGCCCAGCCUUCCACUAACCACCGCUUUAGGUAUGAAUGGGGGUGUUUCAGUUUCAUUUCACCUAGUUAAAACUAGCUUUCAUUUCCACUUAAAAAUAAAUUCAAGCUCUUUUCUAGAAUAUGUCUAAUAAAAAACAGACAGCAUUUUAAGCUAAACUUUGGGCUUGUCUAGAAUGUAAAUGCCUUUGUCUAUAUGCUACCCGAUGAUCCGUCGUCAAGAGGAUUAUCUUACAAUAAAAUGCAUAUUUUAAUUGAGAAAUAAAUAUUGCAUUAGUUAUAGUAAUGAACAUGUUGCUUAUGUAGUUUGUAGUCUAACUGGGAACACCAGCAUUAUCUAAUUUAAUAAAUGUUUAAAAUAUGCUAAAUGCCAUGAAGAGAGUACAUAGGAACCCCUAACUGAACCUAGGUUGCAAGAUUGGGGUCAAGAAAGAUUUCUUUGAGGAAAUAACAUUGGAGACCCAGAGGUUGAUUAACAGCUAAGAAAAGUGUUUAGAAGAGGGAACUUGCAAGAAGGCACAUGUGUGAGGGCCAGUAGGCAGAAAAGAGUUUGGCUUAUAUCUGGAGAAUUAGAGAAGAGGCCAUGAGGUAGACCUGGACCAGAUUGUAGAAGGCCACAUCAGAGAGUUUGACCUUCAUUCUAAGAGCAACUGGGGAAAGCCCUUGGAAGUUUUAGUCAGGAGUAAUGUGAUCAGAUUUGGAUUUUUUUAUUUUUAAAAGAAUCUUUUAGAUCAGAAGGGGAUCUGAAAGCUCGAAUCCAAGCCCACUUUUACAGACAGUAGGUGGCCCAUGACUAAUAACGGAAAAGGAUCUGGGAUCCAGGGCUCUUGAAUCCAUUUUGGGAUGUUAGACUAAAUGCUGGAACACACCCAAGAAGCAGCUGAGGCCACACCUUUGCCUUCCUCUCCCAGUGACCCUUUGAACACCUCUGACCACAACUGAAGAUGCUCACAUUCAUGGUUUUGCACCUUCUCUCUCAACCUCCCCCAGUCAUCUCUCAUGGCCUUCUCUGAGUGGUAAGGGAGGGUCCAUUCCUGGUGUGGACUAAGGAGGAAGAAACAGUAGGUCCUACUUGGUGUGGGGGUGGGGUGGGGAUAAGUGAGCUAAUUUACUUAACCAUUCCUCUGUUGAUAGGCAGUAAGAUUGUUUGAAAUAUUCACUUUUAUAAAAAAUAUUGCAAUGACUGUCUUCAUGUCUGUAUUAUUUUGAGGGAAUUUAUAUGCUAGACCAGAAGAUUAAAAAUUUAAUUCCAAA
Messenger RNA from Pteropus alecto (black flying fox), 2362 nucleotides. It is a transcript of the gene EMC6, whose product is annotated as ER membrane protein complex subunit 6. Gene Ontology annotation, biological process: autophagosome assembly; protein folding in endoplasmic reticulum. Bases 188 to 520 code for a protein of 110 amino acids. The record is from RefSeq and is a predicted model, not a curated record. The transcript is spliced from 2 exons. Lineage: Eukaryota; Metazoa; Chordata; Mammalia; Chiroptera; Pteropodidae. Gene Ontology annotation, cellular component: endoplasmic reticulum; EMC complex; membrane.